Molecule: messenger RNA, 2143 nt
Organism: Aspergillus caelatus
Lineage: Eukaryota; Fungi; Ascomycota; Eurotiomycetes; Eurotiales; Aspergillaceae
Product: aminotransferase class I/II-fold pyridoxal phosphate-dependent enzyme
Exons: 3
Coding region: 495-1871 (458 amino acids)
Biological process (GO): biosynthetic process
Molecular function (GO): pyridoxal phosphate binding
Source: RefSeq, a predicted model, not a curated record
ACGCACUUUGACCCCGGUCCAACCAAGUUUCCUGUGGCCUGGCUUGGACGAAUGCGUCAUGGAAAGACUGAAAAAGGUUUCACUAGAUGUGUUUUGCAUGUCCCAACGCUGGUGGGCCCUUUGUACCGGGAUUUGUGCCCAUCUCUGAUGGGGUACAAGACCGGACUAAACUUUGGUCUCGUUCACCUGGACUGUUCGAUUGCUCCAAUAAAUGUGGCAAUGAGUUAUAGUGUGCUUCGAGCAAGGUAGGGAUUGCCCUCCUGAGCCAUAGUUCCGCUGAGCUAUCGUAUGAGGGACAUUACCUUUGUUUUCAGGGUGGGUGCUGGAAAGUGAAUCCAGCUGUACGUGGAAUUCUGUAGAACAAUGCAUACCGAGGCCACAAUCCAAUCCUAGCUGUGGCGGCCUUUGAAGGAGCUAUAAAGCAUAGCCAGGUGCCUGUCCGUUCCCCGUUUCAUGUUUCUUCUAUUAUUAUUUUUUUUCUUCCAGUUCUGUUUAUGGCACAUUCUUUCUACCCGAAGACGAUCUCUUUCCCUUUAGAGACACAUCAUAUUAGAGACGUUUUCGAGCCCACUAUGGCCCUUCCGUCUGCAUACCGCGAGAACCUUGAGGCGGCACUUGACCCCAGCCGCCAAAAAGGUCAGAUCUUCAAGCUUACAGCUCCAGCCGACGAGCUUGGUUGUGUUGACUUCGGCUCGAACAACACCCUUUCCCUUGGUGGGAGUGCAGCAACACGAGAGGAGUUUCUCCGGGAGCUUGCACGAAAUCCCAACUUUGCUAUUGGGACCGGUGGCAGCCGUCUCCUAGGCGGAACCACUCAAUAUAUCGACGAGCUCGAACGGGACUUGGCCCACUUCUAUAAUGCAGACGAGGGCUUGAUUUUGCCCUCCGGAUAUGAGGGCAACGUUGCGAUUCAUGCGACGCUUCCGCAGACGGGAGAUGCCAUUAUUCACGACGCAAAGAUCCAUGCCAGCACGCGAGAUGGCAUGCGUUCCUCAAAAGCACACAUCAUACGACCAUUCGCGCACAACGACCCACACUCCUUGUAUGACGUUCUCGAGGAAGUCAAGCUACUGGAGCCAGCAAUUGCCGAUGGGCUCAAUACCGUCUUCGUGACGAUUGAAUCGAUCUAUAGCAUGGACGGGGAUGUGGCGCCCGUGGCUGAGAUCGUAAACGAAGCGAAACGGGCCUUGCCGAAAGGUAAUCUUGUCAUGAUCCUUGACGAGGCACACUCCCAUGGUAUUGUCGGGCCAAGUGGAGCUGGUCUAGCGUGUCAGCUGGGUCUAGAGCAUGAGUUUGCUGUCAGGUUACACACCUUCGGCAAGGCCAUUGGAGCCGGUGGCGGUAUUAUUCUCUGUAACGGUCUGAUUAAAAGAUAUCUGGUUAGCUAUGCCCGUAACUUCAUGUUCACCACAGCCCCGGCCUUCACUUUCUUUGCCACCAUCAAGGCUGCGGUCACUGUCAUGAGUAGUAAAGAGGGUGACUGGCGUCGAAAGCAACUCCAAGACCGGAUUUACCACUUCUACGACCUCCUCUUCCACCAUCCCCAAUGGGAACAUGUUCGAAGGUCCGGAAUCCUGAGCAUUCCCACCACCGACCAUUUUGUGAAAGGUUCUUCGUUCCUUGUACCCAUCAUCCCACUCAUCACACAGCCAGGUUACAGCCAUAGACUCGAGAAAUGGCUUCUAGACCGCGGCAUGCACACGCAUGGAGUGCGGUAUCCCGUUGUGCCUAUGGCGAAGGAGCGGGUUCGAGUCAUGAUGCACGUUGAAAAUACAACAGAGCAAGUUGAAGCGUUAGUCAAUUCCAUCAUGGAAUGGGCGGACCAGUAUGCGCCGUCCCUGUCUCCAACUACAAUCAAGUUACGCCUAUGAGGGGAAGCAAUGUUUAUGUGGAUGUUAACAAAUUAUACAGAGGUAAACUGGAUGAACAUCAUCCAUAAUAUUUUCAUCUUCCUCGGAAACUGGUUUAUGUACAGAAAAUGUGUUUCCUUCUGUGUCAGGCUGACUCUCCUUUCACAAUUCCACCUUUCCAUCACCAUCAUGACUAUUAUCGUUAUUGUGUUGCCAUUUCCUUCUUUUCUUUUCUUUUCUUUUCUUUUCUUUUUAUAAUGUUAUUAAGUGCUAAGCCAACCAAUACAUACCAG